Molecule: messenger RNA, 1159 nt
Organism: Dreissena polymorpha
Lineage: Eukaryota; Metazoa; Mollusca; Bivalvia; Myida; Dreissenidae
Product: ankyrin repeat and SOCS box protein 8-like
Exons: 5
Coding region: 114-1091 (325 amino acids)
Biological process (GO): intracellular signal transduction
Cellular component (GO): cytoplasm
Molecular function (GO): protein binding
Source: RefSeq, a predicted model, not a curated record
UAAAUUCGAACAAGAUUUCUAUUACUGUGGUUAUCGUUCACUGCACUGAUUCAGUGAUUGUGUAAUUUGUUAGUGGCAGAUAAUUAUUUUGCGUUGUUAAAUCAUCUCUUACGAUGGAAGUGUCUUAUGCUUCAUGGUUACAAACACUAUGUAAUCAUAUAAAAAGCGGGGAUGUUCAAGCAGUUACUUUGCUGUUGAAUGAUCACUGUUUACCGUGCCAUCAUGGAGAUGGAAGCAGCUUGCUACUUAGAGAAAACCCUCUUCACUUGGCUGUUCAACAGAACAAGUUAGAGAUCGUGGAGCUUCUUCUGCAGAAAGGUGCUCAUGUUGACAGUACUAACCUUUAUGGGGAAACUCCACUUCAUGUGGCAUGUCGAUAUGGAAACACAGACAUGAUCUGCAAACUUCUGUCAGUAAGGUCAGCCUUGAACUCGAUGGACUGUGGCGAGUCAACCCCCAUGUUCCAUGCCGUGUAUUACAAACAGGCAGCAGCUGUAGAUCUUCUUAUUAGAGCUGGUGCCAAUCUUGAUACGCUGAAUGAGGAACUUAUGACACCACUCGACCAUGCUGUGCUGUACAACCAGCAAGAAAUAAUCUCCCUUUUGCUGAAAGGGGGCUGUACUCUUGAAAAAUCCACAGGAACAGUUUGGGAAUCUGGUCAUUAUUCAAACUCUAUUCUUUUUUCGCUGUGGACUAACAAGGACUUGGCGAAUAUAUCGGUGUUAUUAAAAGCGGGCUAUAAACUGACGAGCUCACAUUUGAAUAAACUGUUCCUCGUUGGUCGUCAAUUGCAGUGGGACACGUCUUUCCUGCAGAACGUUGAGCAGCUGAUGUGCGAGCCGUUGUCUCUCAAGGACUGCUGUAGAGUGACAGUACGUAGACAUUUAAUGAACUUGAAAACGAUGCGACAGAAGCCGCUUCAGUCAAUGGUCCUGUCUCUCCCAUUGCCGUCAUUGCUGCGGGAUUUUGUGAGCAUGUUUGAUUCGUCGACUGUACUUGUAACGCUUGAUGAUGCAGAGAAAAAAGCCAGUGAUUCUGUUUCCCCUUGUGAACAAUACCCCUCUCAGAUAAGGACUCUGCAACAUUUGUGAUAUAUGUAGUUGUUAUCUGUGAUUCGUUUAGUCCGUUUAAAAUAUAAAUGAAGAGGGUGCGGAAGAUU